CAGGAACAUCGAGACAGACCUCAGCUGCUGUUUUUAUAAUUGCUGAGGAUAUUCUCUGACAUUGUCAGGGAGCAGAGAGGAUGUCAGAGGAGCUCUUAAACACUCUUGAAGAUCUGGGAGAUGAAGAGUUCAGUAAAUUCAAGUGGUUCCUGCAGCAGGCCGAUAUUCUUCAAGGCCUCCCAACCAUCAAGAAGAGCCGACUGGAGGCAACAAACAGGUGGGAGACAGUGGACCUGAUGGUGCAGACCUACAGACUUUCUGGAGCUGUCAAAGUGACCAGAAAGGUUUUAGAGACAAUCAACAGGAAUGACCUGCUGCAUAUCCUAGGAGCCACAAGUAAGCCAGCAUCGGACCUGAACCCAGUAUGGACCCCGCGGACUGCGAAUGUGAUGGUUCCAGUACCAGAGCCACAUCCCAUCAUGUUUUACCAGCAGAUGCUUCAAUCAAACUUCCAGGACACAUUUAUGUGUGCACAAGAAGGGUGGGCAGAAUAUAAACAACGCCUGGCUGAUAUCUACACAGAGCUGUACAUCACAACUGGGUAUGACAUACAUAUCAACAUACAACAUGAGGUCAGACAGAUUGAGAUAGUAUGGAAACCAGGAGAAUCAGAGAAACCUGUUCAACCCAGAGAUAUAUUCAAACAUCCUUCUGGAGAGUACAGACCCAUCAAAACAGUGCUGACCAAUGGAAUUGCAGGAAUUGGAAAAACUUUCCUUGUUCACAAGUUUGUGUUGGACUGGGCCGAACAAAGAUCCAACCCAGAUGUGCAUCUGAUUUUCCCGUUCACCUUCCGUCAGCUGAAUCCACUGAAGGGAGAAAAGUUCAGUUUGGCAGAGCUCAUUCAUGAAUGUAUCCCAGAAACUGUAGGCAUCACAGAGGAAGCUCUUAAUUACAUCUUUACAGCUGUGGAGUCAUCAGGAAACACCAACUAUGACAAGAGCAAAUUCAAACUUCUGUUUGUGUUUGAUGGACUGGAUGAGAGCCGUCUUCAUCUCGACCUUCAUGCUGACGACAUUCGCACUGCUGAUGUAACAAAGCCAACUAAAACAGAUGUCCUGCUGAGGAAACUCAUCAGUGGAAAACUGCUACGCCCUGCUCGCAUCUGGAUAACCACACGGCCUGCAGCAGCCAGUCAGAUCCCUCGAGAGUUUGUCAGCAGCACAACAGAAGUCAGAGGGUUCACUGACCCACAGAAAGAGGAGUACUUCAGAAAGAGAUUCAAGUGUAAGGAGCAAGCUGACAAACUCAUCUCCCACAUGAAGACAUCACGAAGUCUCUUCAUCAUGUGCCACAUCCCAGUCUUCUGCUGGAUCACUGCUACAGUUCUGGAGGAUGUGCUGAAAACCAGAGAGAGUGAAGAGCUGCCCAAGACCCUCACUGAGAUGUACACAGAGUUCCUGGUGUUUCAUAUUGAUCGGACAAAAGAGAAGUAUGGCCUAGAGAAGAGCAUUCAAUACAUUAAGUCAUUAGCAAAACUGGCUUUUCAUCAGCUAGAAAAGGGCAACCUGAUCUUCUACGAGAAAGAUCUGAGUGAGAGCAACAUUGAUUUCAAUGAAGCCUCAGUGUGCUCAGGAGUGUUCACAGAGAUCUUCAAAGAAGAGCGAGGAAGGAAAGGAAAGGACAAAAUGUUCAGCUUUGUCCAUCUGAGUGUUCAGGAGUUUCUGGCUGCUCUUUAUGUGAGGAUGUCAUUUAUUAACAGCAACAAAAAUGUGAUGCCUUCACCACCAAUGUCACUGAAAAACCUUGGACUGCUUUUCCACAGAACAUCCUCAAAGAAGAUCCACAGGAUCUCCAUUGACAGGGCCUUACAGAGUCCAAAUGGACACCUGGACUUGUUCCUUCGCUUCCUCCUGGGUCUCUCAGUGCAGACCAACCAGGACAAACUGCAGGACCUGCUGAUAAAAACAGACAGCAGCCCAGAGACCAAUCAGGAAACAGUUCAGUACAUCAAGGAGAAAAUCAGUGAGAAUGUGUCUGCAGAGAGAAGCAUCAAUCUGUUCCACUGUCUGAACGAACUGAAGGAUCAUUCUCUUCUGGGAGAGAUCCAACAGUACCUGAGAUCAGGAAGUGUCCUGAAAGAUGAACUGACCCCUGCUCAGUGGUCAGCUCUGGGCUUCAUCUUACUGUCAUCAGAAGAAGAUCUGGAUGAGUUUGAUCUGAAGAAUUAUGCUGCUUCAGAGGAAGCUCUACUGAGGCUGCUUCCAGUCAUCAAAACUUCCAGUAAAGCUUUGUUGAAUGGCUGUAACCUCUCAGAAAGAAGCUGUGAAUCUCUGUCUUCACUUCUCAGCUCUCAGUCUUCUAGCUUGAGAGAUCUGGAUCUGAGUAACAAUGACCUGCGUGAUACGGGAGUACAGAUGCUAGCUGCUGGACUACAGAGUCCACAUUGUAGCCUGGAAACUCUCAGGCUCUCAGGCUGUCUGAUCUCAGAGGAAGGCUGUUCUUCUUUGGCCUCAGCUCUAAAAUCAAACCCCUCCCACCUGAGAGAACUUGACCUGAGCUACAAUCACCCGGGAGCCUUUGCAGUGAAGACGCUUUCUGCCGGACUGCAGGAUCCACACUGGAGACUGAAGACGCUCAAGCUGGAACACGGUGGAGAGCAGAGGCUGAAACCAGGUCUGAGGAAAUAUUUCUGUGAACUCACAGUGGAUCCAAACACAGCAAACAGGCAACUCAAACUGUCCAACAACAACAGGACAGUGACAUGGGCUGAUGAUGAGCAGCCGUAUCCUGAUCACCCAGAGAGGUUUGAUGACUGGAAACAGCUGCUGUGUAGAAAUGAGCUGACUGGUCGCUGUUACUGGGAGGUUGAAUGGAAAGGGUGGGUUUACAUAGCAGUGAGUUACAGAGGAAUCAGAAGAAGAGGAGCCAGCAAAGACUGCUGGUUUGGAUGGAACAAUCAGUCAUGGUGUCUGAGGUGCUCUGACGAUGGCUGCUUUGUCUGGCACAAUAACACAAGAACAGACCUCUGCACCUCCUCCUCCUCAAUCUCUAACAGGGUGGCGGUGUAUGUGGACUGUCCUGCUGGCACUCUGUCCUUCUACAGAGUGUCCUCUGACACUCUGGUCCACCUCCACACCUUCAACACCACAUUCACUGAACCUCUUUAUGCUGGAUUUAGAUUAUUUACAUCUGACUCCUCACUUUCACUGAGCUCACUGUAG
Archocentrus centrarchus (flier cichlid) is the source of this 3164-nucleotide messenger RNA. RefSeq names its product NACHT, LRR and PYD domains-containing protein 12-like. The coding region runs from base 81 to 3164 and encodes 1027 amino acids. The record is from RefSeq and is a predicted model, not a curated record. NCBI's taxonomy places the organism in Eukaryota, Metazoa, Chordata, Actinopteri, Cichliformes, Cichlidae. Gene Ontology annotation, molecular function: protein binding. The transcript has 9 exons.